AGCAUAAUUUAUCAGCUCUAAAAGAGUAGCAGCAUUGGAGCAGCAGGCAGAAAUAUGAACAAAUUUCAAAUUGAUCUCAAAUUCUAUGUAAAAAUAGUGUACUCAUUUCUACUAGUUGUGCAUGCGAGGUGUUCAGCUAUAAAUAUCAACUGCUUCCAUUGCGACCCGUCUGCUCUCCUCCACCGCCGACGAUGGCCACCGUACACCCGCCGCCGCCGCCGCCGCAGUUCGCGCUCCCGCCGCCACCCCGCGCCGGCGCCGUCGUCGUCCUCGGCGACGACGACAGCGACAGCGAGAGCGUCGCCGAGUCGUGCCCGUACACGUGCCGCCCUGCGCCGACGGCCGGCGGCGACGUGGAGAUGGACGACGACGACGACGACGACGACGGAUGCAGCAGCUGCGUAGAAGGAGACGGGUGCCACGACGGCGACGAAGUCGGCGGCGAGGAGGCCAUCGUCGCCGAGGGUGGCGUCUGGUGGGCGCAGCUAGCGGCGGCGGCGGCGGCUGCCCGCGGCGGCGAGCGCGAGCUGCGGCGGCGGCGAGAGGAGGAGGAGGAGGAGGACCCGAAGCGCGCGGCGGCGAGGCAGGAGGAGGACCGCAAGUUCUGGGAGGAUUGCCUCGCCUCCGGGUAUCCAUGAACGCGAGCUCGACGAAGAAGACGACGACGACGAGCUUGUGAUCGAUGAACACAAACUCACAAAACGUAUGGGUUUUUUUCUUUUUUUUUCUUUUUCGAAUUAUAUUUCCUUGUACAGCCAUUGAAUUUUUCAACAUUUGUUGUUCUAUCUGAAAUUCGGUAGAGCGUUCCAAUCAAUUUCGAAUUCAAGUCAAAUAUUCAGCUCUAUAUCUCGAGUUGAAACAAUUUGUGCAUUCUUCACUGAUGAAUAUUAUACUCCUCGAAUUGUUUUUUUAGAAAAAAAAAUAAUUAAAUGUACAAAUCACAAAAAAAAAGGACAAUUGAAACUGAUUUAUUUUUCCAAAAAAGAAUUCUUCGUGAGGUAGUGGGGUGCCAACACACAACAAGGUGAAACUCGCUUUCCAUGUCCAUCUGCUGAUUAAAUGGCGAAAAAGACUUGCUUUUUUUUUAGUGGAAGCCUCGCCAAAUGCACUAAUUAAUCACGUAGUGAUUUACUGAUUGAUUAGUGCGU
Messenger RNA from Oryza sativa Japonica Group (Japanese rice), 1148 nucleotides. RefSeq lists its product as uncharacterized. Lineage: Eukaryota; Viridiplantae; Streptophyta; Magnoliopsida; Poales; Poaceae. The record is from RefSeq and is a predicted model, not a curated record.